UUUUUUUUUAUAUUUCUUUGUUUUUUCUUUUUCUUUUUUUUUUAUUUUUUUAUAUUCUUCAACUAUUACACACCACUCAACAACAAAGAUCUUCCAUGACACCUCGUAAAGUAGAUCUUGAACUAGCAAGACUUAAAAGUUUGGGAAAAGUGUCAAAAAAAGACGAAGAAACAUUGAAUAAUGAUAAACAUAUAAAUCAACAACAACAACAACAAGACAAUGAAUUAUUGUUACAUACAUUACAAGAUCAACUUCAAGCUAGAUUACAGGAAAUAGAACAACAAAGAAAACAUCAACAACAACUAGAACAACAAUUGGCUGAAUACAAAACACAGCUUGUACGACAGGAACAAUUAGCCCACGAUACCAUUGCUGAUUAUUUGGGUAAAGUCGAAUCAUCACAACUUCAAAUCAGGCAACUCAUCGACGUAUUAGGAAAACAAGAUCAAUUGAUACAUUUAUUGACGGAACAGCAAUCCAAAACGAAAGAUUGGGAUACAUUAUAUUUAGACAAACAACAAUUAGAAAUAGCCAUUGGAUCAUUGAAAGCAAAUAUAGAAAGUAACCAGGCACAGAUGCAAAUGAUGAUGAUGGUCUCAACCGAAAUCCAAAAUGAUUUUGAACGACAAAAACUGACAAUGGAAAAACGUAUGAUGGCUAUGACUGAAGAAUUGGCAACCAAGGAUGCUUUACUUUUACAAUAUCAAGAACAAUCCAUGGUAAGAAAAAACUAUAGACUGUCUCCUCCAACUCCAUCUCCAACUGCCUCCACUCGACCCUCCACAUUCUCUGAUAAAUCUUAUCCUCCUCCAUUAUAUUUAUCCUCUGCUCCAUCUUCUCCUCCUCCUACCACUCCUCUUCCUCCCAUUCCUCAUUUUUCUCCUUCUUCUCCUACUGUAUCAUUAUCUUCCAUGUCUUCUUCUUCUUCAUCACAUCAUCAACAAGGCCGAUCAUUCCAUCAACAACAAUUACAAUCAACAACUAUGACCCCCAUUGAUCCUCUUAUCUCUCCUAUCAUAAGACCAACAUCUGUCGACGGAAUUGAUCAACAUGGAAAACCUUUUUGGAAGAAUAUGAAGAAGAAAUGGCGCGUUAGUUAGAAUUGAUUAGAUCGAUAUUACCCUUUUUUUAUUUUUCAUAAACAUUCAAAAACUUGUCAACUUUUUUUUUUAUUAUUAUUUUACAAAAUCAUAUAUAAAAGUCUAUAUAUUCAUCAAUAAAGCGUUGAUGAGGG
Messenger RNA from Halteromyces radiatus, 1234 nucleotides. RefSeq lists its product as uncharacterized. Bases 96 to 1100 code for a protein of 334 amino acids. The transcript has a single exon. Lineage: Eukaryota; Fungi; Mucoromycota; Mucoromycetes; Mucorales; Cunninghamellaceae. The record is from RefSeq and is a predicted model, not a curated record.